Messenger RNA from Arabis nemorensis, 615 nucleotides. The record is from the annotation of a GenBank genome assembly. Lineage: Eukaryota; Viridiplantae; Streptophyta; Magnoliopsida; Brassicales; Brassicaceae.
AUGGAAUUCACUGCCGCCGACUUCGAUAGGCUUCUCAUGUUCGAGCAUGCUCGCAAAUCUAGUGAAGCUCAGUACAUUAACGAUCCGCUUGAUUCCGAGAAUCUGGUGAAGUGGGGUGGAGCAUUGCUUGAACUUUCUCAGUUCCAAAGUAUUCCUGAUGCGAAGCAGAUGUUAAAUGAUGCCAUUGCCAAGUUGGAAGAGGCAUUGACAUUAAAUCCAGGGAAGCAUCAGGCUCUCUGGUGUCUUGGGAACGCCUACACUUCCCAAGCAUUUCUUAUUUCAGAUUCUGAUGUAGCAAAGGGACACUUUGAUAAAGCCGCUGAAUAUUACCAAAGAGCUGAAAACGAGGAUCCAGGCAAUGAGAUAUACCGCAAGUCCUUGGAAGUCGCAGCAAAGGCCCCGGAACUGCAUAUGGAGAUACAUAAGCAUGGAAUGGGACAGCAACCACUAGGUGGAGGAGGAGGUCCUUCAGCUUCAUCGAAUGCUAGCAGUGGUAGGAAGAAGAAGAACAAUGACUUCACAUAUGAUGUAUGCGGUUGGAUAAUUCUUGCUUUUGGGAUUGUUGCUUGGGUUCGCAUGGCAAAAUCCCUUGGCCCUCCACCUCCAGCAAGAUGA